GUAAUAUCUUUUUUUGUCAUAUUGUUCACAGAUAGUCCAGUGUAAACGUGAUAAAUGAGAAAAUCUUCGUGAAUCUCAAUGUACACUGCUUACAUGAUAUCGUUAAUAUCUCGUAACGUUUGCCAAGUAAUGUUUGAAAAAGUUAUUGGAAUUGCAUUUAUACUUUCUGACAUACCGAUAACCAUAACAGAGGUGCAUUAUAGUCUUCGUUGAAUUUGUAAACUAAUCCCCACUAGUUUCGACCGGUCAAGAGUAGAACUUGGCGUAUCGCCUGAAAAGUCGUUCACUAAGUAUAUCGGGAGACACCGAGAGGAAAGGACCUAGGAAGAAGAAAUUGCGUUAAGCGCGAGGAAGAUGAAUUCGAGAUACGCAUGGAUCGUCUUAGUGCUGUUAUUCAUCUUCGUGUGCGAUGUCAUUUUGAAGAACAUCUCAAGAAAUUCACAAGCAACUUCUAAGCAACCACCCAACAUCGUCGUCAUCAUGGCCGAUGAUCUCGGAUGGAAUGAUGUCAGUUUCAAUGGCGGUGACGAGAUUCCAACACCGAACAUAGACUCUCUCGCCUACAACGGAGUAAUAUUGAACAGGCAUUACGUACUACCAAUAUGCACACCGUCGAGAACAGCUUUCUUCACCGGCCAGUAUCCUAUCCGAUCAGGUAUGCAGGGAUAUCCCUUGCAAGGAGCGGAGCCACGCUCUAUACCGUUGAACAACAUCUUGCUGCCUCAGUACCUUCGUAAGCUUGGCUACGCCACUCAUCUCGUGGGGAAAUGGCACGUGGGCUAUCAAACGAAUAAUCAUACACCCACGAAUCGCGGUUUUGACACUUUCCUUGGCUAUUAUUCCGGCUACAUCGAGUACUUCUCUCACAAUCUCGUCGAGAACGGACAAUCGGGUUACGAUAUUCAUCGUUCAGUCGGCGACAACCACACGAUCGAGUACCGAUACGAUUACAUGACCGACCUCAUCACCGACGAGGCGGAAAAUAUCAUUUCGUCGCACAACCCCGCGAAACCCCUGUAUCUGCAAUUGGCGCAUCUCGCACCUCAUGCAUCCACCGUGGACGACGUCAUAGAAGUACGCAGUUGGAAAGCAACAAACGAUACUCUCGGCUACAUCAGGGACAUAAACAGAAGGAAGUUUGCGAGUGCCGUCGUCACAAUGGACGAGUCGAUCGGUCGAGUGGUCGACGCUCUGAGACGCGCGGAUAUGUUGAAGAACUCUAUCAUCGUAUUCAUGAGCGACAACGGAGCGCCAACGAAGGACCAAAUUCUGUAUAAUUUCGGAUCUAAUUAUCCUCUGCGCGGGAUGAAACAGAGUUUCUUCGAAGGCGCUGUGCGCGGUGUAGCGUGCAUCUAUUCACCACUGAUCGAUUUCCCGUCGAGGGUCUCCACGCAGUUGUUUCACAUUACCGAUUGGCUGCCGACCUUGUAUGCCGCGGCCGGCGGUGACGCGAGCGAUCUGAAAGCUCUCGACGGUAUCGAUCAGUGGUCCAUGAUCAAGAACGCGGAUAAUGGCAGACGGCAAUUCCUUCUAGUCAACAUCAACGAGAAGACUGAUAGCAAGGCGGCGUUGAUAGGACGAUACAAACUUAUCAGAGAUCAGUCUGAGUACACCAAAUACUAUGGCUCCACUGGUAAGGACCCCUCGUACUGCGAAUACAAUGUGACGAACGUAUUAGCAUCGCCGGUCGCAUCAGCCAUCGCCGAUAUCUCUCGCUCUUCGUUGGAUAUUGAUAAAAUUAAGCAACUGCGAGAAAAAAGCAGGGUGGUCUGCCGGGUUUCCAGGUUCUCGAGAUGCACGAAGCGUACUUGCCUAUUCGAUAUCAAAAAGGAUCCUUGCGAGACUACAAACGUGUCGUCCAAGUAUCCAAAGAUCCUGAAGAAACUAAAUGCGUUGAUCGAUAGCUAUCAAUCGAUCCUAGUAAACCAGACGAACAAGCCCGUCGAUCCGGCCGGCUUCCCGUGCAAUUUUAAUGACACUUGGAUGCCGUGGCUGCCGAUGGACUAUCUGCCAGCAAAGAGCGCGUAAAGAAUGACGUGUAACAAAAAAGAGAUAAAAUGCUACUUACGUCCCAAGGAUACGAGCAGAGAGAAAUAAAAGGGUGCGUGCGUUUGCGUUGUGUAAAUGUAACAGGUAAUAAGACGAGUUUUUAUAGUAAAACUAUAAAAACUAUACUA
Molecule: messenger RNA, 2177 nt
Organism: Harpegnathos saltator (Jerdon's jumping ant)
Lineage: Eukaryota; Metazoa; Arthropoda; Insecta; Hymenoptera; Formicidae
Product: arylsulfatase B
Exons: 8
Coding region: 355-2028 (557 amino acids)
Molecular function (GO): sulfuric ester hydrolase activity
Source: RefSeq, a predicted model, not a curated record